UUCUUCAAAGCGUAUUAAAAAAUGGCAAAGUAGCAAAGAACAUAUCAAAUGGCUAAGCUUGCCCACUAUUAAAAAUGUUAUAGUGAGCUAAUGGCAUUUAUUAUAAGUGAAGUGUACAAUAAAACUGUUAGAAAGUGCAUAUUUGCAAUGUUGAUCUAAGGUGUGGGGGCCUCCAUAAACACACCGCCCUGCUGUGUGUGUUGCUGUUCUUAGACCCAAAUCACCAUUUGAGAGCAAUGCAGGCGUGAAUCCUAAAAGCACCUUAAACUGUUGCAAGAAAUAUUCGGCAAACAUUGUAAACAUCAUCAACCCCGUCAUUUGGCAAACAAGAAAAUAGGAGCAAGCUGUAUAAAUUGGCCUGUGGUCUUGGCUCCUGUCUUCAGAAGUCCCGUCCUUUUCUUCCCUGCUCUGAUUAGUCAGAUACCGUUUUUGACAAGAUGAAGGCUGCAGUGCUAGGGAUGCUUUUACUCUCUCUCUCUAUGGCCAUUUCUGAAGUAGCAGCUGAAAGAAAACUCUGCGGAAGGGACUUUGUAAGAGCUGUUGUCUUUACUUGCGGAGGGUCUCGCUGGAGGAGGCAGCUGACUCACUUUCCAAAAAGUCUCACAGGUCAAGAAAGCCAACUGCAUUCAACACUUGACACUAAUGACUCAACAGGUGCCAAUGAAAAGGUGAUCCAAAAGCCAGAAUACCUAGGCAAAGAAUUCAUCCAGUCCAGUUCUGAAGCUGAAGGAGAUCUGUGGGGCACAGAACGAAAGUCUAUACACAAAAGGAAUGAAGAUAUUAUGCAACUCACAGUCACUUGCUGUCUGGUCGGCUGCAGCGACAGCACUAUAAGUUCACUGUGCUGA
Lacerta agilis (Sand lizard) is the source of this 848-nucleotide messenger RNA. It is a transcript of the gene INSL5, whose product is annotated as insulin like 5. The transcript has 2 exons. Gene Ontology annotation, cellular component: extracellular region. NCBI's taxonomy places the organism in Eukaryota, Metazoa, Chordata, Lepidosauria, Squamata, Lacertidae. Bases 438 to 848 code for a protein of 136 amino acids. Gene Ontology annotation, biological process: positive regulation of feeding behavior. The record is from RefSeq and is a predicted model, not a curated record. Gene Ontology annotation, molecular function: hormone activity.